UUUUAUUGCUGAUCAAAGUGGAUUUCAGAGGGAAGGGGAGCUGAAAAGAGGGGGGUGGGACAGGCGAGUAUGUAGUCUUCCCCUGAAGUCCAGCUAUCUCCAGCCAGAUUCGUCUCAGAAGUUAUGCCUCAAGCUGUCCCUCUGAAGACAAGCUGCUUCUCUCUGACAUCCGGCCAUGGUCGUCCCCUCAUCCAGCUGCUUCUCCUCUCUGCCAGAUGACUCUGGGGUCUUUCUAGGCACAGGAUGAGGCAGGGCAGAGCCAUGGGUGGCUUAGGAAAAGGCAACAUUCAACUGGAAAAACAUGGAUAGAAGUUCUCACUUUGGGCCAUGGUUUCAGGCUUUUUGGCUUGAGGGUGGGGUUUCACCGGGAACCCGCCCUUUUCUACCUAGCAUUUAUCUGCCCCCUGUCCCUGUGCACUGCCUUUGUGGCCGAAAAAGGAGAGUGGGAGUUGAUUCCUCUCUUUCUCUAAAAUUCUGAGCUAACAUUUGGGAGCCGUCUACAGUAUUCAGGCAUGAAUUUUCUCUCUGGGGGAGCGCAAUCGUUUUCCUAGCGCAGUGUGCUCUUAAUUGCUCCUUUAAUACCUUUCUCUUUUGUGCCUUUUUAGCGCGAAAAGUGUAUGGGAAGACCAAGUGCUCGUUAGCGGCUCGGUUAGAACUACAUUGCCCACAAUGCCCCAGGGAACAUUUGUAGCUCGAGAACUACAUUACCCAAAAUGCCGAGCGGUGGCAAGAGGGGGAUUAGCUUCCACUGCGAUUUCAAAGAUCCAGUUUACCCACUCUACAGCCCAGAUAUAGUUACUUAUUUCCCCUUUCCAGCCAGAGACUUCCGUUCCCUGCUGGAACUUCCGAUCCCAUUCUUCUCUCGGUGGGAAUGCUUGUCGGGGGGAAAAAGAAACGCAAUAGAUAAAGCGGGGCGCAUGCGCUCCCGGCACAGGCUUCGAUUGUGAGGAAGGCCGGCUAGUCUCCGAGCUCAUCCCGCCUUGCGCAUGCGGAGAAGGUAAACCAACGCCCCGAGUUGAGGCGCGGGUUUGGUGGCGCGUUUCAGCGAAGUCGCAAGUGAAGGAUAGCAGUGGCCUGAGAAAGACCCAGUCAUGGCAGCCUCCAGCAUCAGUUCACCAUGGGGAAAGCAUCUGUUCAAAGCCAUCUUGAUGGUCCUAGUGGCCCUCAUCCUCCUCCACUCAGCAUUGGCCCAGUCCCAUCGAGACUUUGCACCACCAGGCCAACAGAAGAGAGAGGCCCCAGUUGAUGUCUUGACCCAGAUAGGUCGAUCUGUGCGAGGGACACUGGAUGCCUGGAUUGGGCCAGAGACCAUGCACCUGGUGUCAGAGUCUUCGUCCCAAGUGUUGUGGGCCAUCUCAUCAGCCAUUUCUGUGGCCUUCUUUGCUCUGUCGGGGAUCACCGCACAGCUGCUGAAUGCCUUGGGGCUAGCUGGUGAUUCCCUCGCCCAGGGCCUGAAGCUCAGCCCUGGCCAGGUCCAGACCUUCCUGCUGUGGGGAGCAGGGGCCCUGGUCGUCUACUGGCUGCUGUCUCUGCUCCUCGGCUUGGUCUUGGCCUUGCUGGGGCGGAUCCUGUGGGGCCUGAAGCUUGUCAUCUUCCUGGCCGGCUUUGUGGCCCUGAUGAGGUCGGUGCCUGACCCUUCCACCCGGGCCCUGCUACUCCUGGCCUUGCUGAUCCUCUACGCCCUGCUGAGCCGGCUCACUGGCUCCCGAGCCUCUGGGGCCCAACUCGAGGCGAAGGUACGAGGGCUGGAACGCCAGGUGGAGGAGCUGCGCUGGCGCCAGAGGCGAGCAGCCAAGGGGGCCCGCAGUGUGGAGGAGGAGUGAGCCAGAUUCCCCACACACUGCCGGUGUCAUACCAAAGAGCUGAGCUGCUUCGGGGCCAUGCAGCCCUCCUGCCAGCCCCCUGCCCUUUUCUUGCCCUGUCUCUGAACCUUCAGAACCUUGAUCCCUGCCCCAGCCCCACUAGCCAGGAGAAACAGAGAAAGGCCAUUCCCCCUGCCAGUCCUUGCGGCCCUGUCUUCUGAGGUUCUCUGUCUGGAGUUGGCUCUCUUAACCCUUUCUCUGCUCCCAGCCUGCCUCACCAGGGAAGGUUGGAGGGGCCUCCCUCUGGCUUCUGCAUCUGCGCCAGCAAACAUAUCACUGCCAUUGGUCUCUCAUGACUUAACUGGCUUCCCUCUGCUGCUGCCUUGGCUUUCUCCUAAUGCUCGUGCUCUCCUGUCCUUCUGAAGUUGCUCCUUGGCCAAAUCUCCAGCUCCCUUCUUGUUUUCCUCAUCCUCCUACCCUGUACUCCCACCAAACCAUGGUCCUUUAAGGCACGCUCCUGUCCUCUUCAUUGCCCAGCAGUGGGGAGGGGCAGGGGUAAUGGGACCUGAGGAUAAAGGGUGGGGAAACAGGGUCCCCUGAGGCCUGUGGGGGCUGGAGGGGAGGAGGAUGUACCUUGUGUCUCUUUCAAGUGCCUUAAUCCGAGCCAGCAGGGCCCCCUGCUUGCCCGUUGCCAUACUGUAUGUAGGAAAGUGCUCUGUGGCUGCUUUGUGUCAAGAAAAGAGCAGUCACUCUCAGAAUCUUGAUUCCCCAUCAGCCAAAGCAAAAGAUGGCUGCUGCUUUGUAGGCAUGUGCCUGCAAGUGAGGCCUUGCUGGGCAUUAUAUGCCCUGUGGGGGUUUCAGAGACCCUGAAGGAGGAAGGAGGACCCACCUCCUUGUCUGCACAACUGCAUGCACUUCUCUCCCCAUCACUCCACAACCUGAAGCCGAGAAGGAGUUGCUGACCAGCACCCACCCUGGCAGCCCAGGAGGAACACAGGCAGCUCCUUUCCCUUCAUGUGGUCUGCAGAGAGCAGGGGGAGCUGCCAGCUGCCCCUCUCCACCAGGGUGCCCCGUCUAGGUGGUUACGGGCCACUUUUCCUUGGAGGCUCUGGUGGAGGUGGAUGUCCUUCUCUGCCAGGCCUGCCACAUGAUGUGAAGAAUAAAUGCCCAAUUCUUACUGUUCAGGUUUGAUGUGGAAUCAGAGCUGCAGUGAUACAUAUUUUUUAUCAGUGCUUGGUUGGUUUAAAAUAAAGUGCACGCUAUUUUAUUAUCUUGUUCUGAAUAAAAUGUAUUUACUCCAA
Messenger RNA from Nomascus leucogenys (northern white-cheeked gibbon), 3103 nucleotides. RefSeq names its product transmembrane protein 109 (gene TMEM109). Lineage: Eukaryota; Metazoa; Chordata; Mammalia; Primates; Hylobatidae. The record is from RefSeq and is a predicted model, not a curated record. Gene Ontology annotation, biological process: cellular response to gamma radiation; intrinsic apoptotic signaling pathway in response to DNA damage by p53 class mediator.